UGGGCGGAGCUCCCGUUAAAUCUCUUCACACGAGAGGAAGAAAAACAGAAGAGCGUCACAUCAUCUGGCACUGCCGUUGGAAGAAACACUGAAUCCGAUUGAGAGUCAUUUUGGCUUUCAGCUGAUCCGUGCAGACACAACAGCAUGUCUUUCUGUCACUUCUCCGGCGGGGAGGUCUACAAGGAUCAUUUCAAACCAGGUAUGUACGUGUGCUCCAAGUGUAACCAUCCACUGUUCUCCAGUCGGUCCAAGUUCGCCCACUCGUCUCCCUGGCCGGCUUUCACUGACACCAUCACAGAGGACAGCGUCACCAGGAUGAUGGAGUCUCUCACUGCCUACAAGGUUCUGUGUGGGAAGUGUGGCAGUGGGCUAGGCCAUGAGUUUGUAAAUGACGGCCCAGAGGAAGGAGUCUCACGCUUUUGAAUAUUCAGUCACUCGCUCAAGUUUGUCCCCAACAAAGGCAAGGACAAGCAGUAAAGAGCGAGGUAUAUGAGUUUUGACUCCAGCUGCUGUAUCUGCUGCUCAGUCCAGGACCAGUGAACAGGUCGGGUCAGUGCGUGACGUGGACGGGGCAAAGGCCUGACAGGGACAUCCUGUCCACUGAGGAAUCUUUGACCAGCCUGUGACACUGUGACAGGACCACACCUCUGCAAAUAUUCCUUUACAUAAAAACAAAUGUUACAUUCCUGGAAUACCUCAUAUUUUAAAACAUCUUAACUCUGUGGUUAUGAUUUUCUUGAUCUUAUAUCUUAUAUAAGUAGAUUCACAUCAUUUUAGCAAGGAAUUAGGUUUUUGUUUCUGUUGAUUUUUACAUUAUAUUGCUGUUAUCCUUUACUCCUAUUUACUUCCCAAGGGCAAAUGUAACCAUAUUAUCUAUGCACUGAAGAAUUUCACAUUUUUUAGUCAGUCUGCUCUUCUGAUGAUCUGUUUUGUAUGUUUAUUUUAAGAUGAUGCAACAGCAAAGAAACUAAUAACUAACUGUUUUAAUCAGCAUGUUCCCUCCUUUUUUGUUUACUCUAAGCCAGUGUACAUGAACAGAUACGAAAAUGCAAAAGUAGUCAAUGUCUCAGAACUUUUGUACAUUUGCAUUUUAUUUUGAAAAGCUCACAUUAGAGUCAAGAGUUUCGUGGACAAACGCACAUUUUGCACAUGUAUGCUCCAUACAGGAUAUUGAUGCUCACAUGAAAGAACAAACAGUAAAUUAUAGUUUGAUAGAU
This is a messenger RNA of Sander lucioperca (pikeperch), 1217 nucleotides long. It is a transcript of the gene msrb1b, whose product is annotated as methionine sulfoxide reductase B1b. NCBI's taxonomy places the organism in Eukaryota, Metazoa, Chordata, Actinopteri, Perciformes, Percidae. The record is from RefSeq and is a predicted model, not a curated record. Gene Ontology annotation, molecular function: peptide-methionine (R)-S-oxide reductase activity. The transcript has 4 exons.